This is a messenger RNA of Acanthamoeba castellanii str. Neff, 801 nucleotides long. Its product is annotated as threonine/alanine tRNA ligase subfamily protein. Bases 1 to 801 code for a protein of 266 amino acids. Gene Ontology annotation, molecular function: nucleic acid binding; alanine-tRNA ligase activity; ATP binding. The transcript is spliced from 5 exons. Gene Ontology annotation, biological process: regulation of translational fidelity; alanyl-tRNA aminoacylation. The record is from RefSeq and is a predicted model, not a curated record. Lineage: Eukaryota; Discosea; Longamoebia; Acanthamoebidae.
AUGGAGCAGCGACGGACGGAGCAGGCGUACUGGGAGGACACGUAUCGCUUUCGCGACACUGCCCACGUGGUGCAAGUGGCAGAGCAUCCUCCGCCGCGUGGCUCCGCUGCCGGUGCGAGCUACUUCGCCGUCGUCCUCGACCGCACCAUCUUCCACCCACAAGGAGGAGGUCAGCCGUUCGACACCGGAGUGGUCGCGUCAGCAGCGGGCGUGAAGUUCACUGUGAGCGAAGUUCGAGCCAACAGGGAGGACGGGGUGAUCCAGCACAUCGGCACAUUUGCCGAGGCCGGCACCACGUUCCAGGCCGGCGACGAGGUCGAACUCCAGAUCGACGAGGCCAAGCGAAGGCUUCACGCGCGCCUGCACUCUGCGGGUCAUCUGUUGGACAAAGCCGUCGCCAACCUGUUCCCCGAGUACAACCUGAUCCCAGACAAGGGCUACCACUUUGCGGAUGCGCCCUACGUCGAGUACAAGGGCACCUUCGUUCCCGCGGACAAGCGACAGAGCGCGCUCAAGCGGCUCGAAGACGAGUGCAACCGAUUGAUCGCCGAGGGAAGCGAGGUGACGGUGCAGGUGGUGCAUAGCAAGGAGGAGGUCGAGCGCUUGUGCGGCUCCGCGUCCGACUCGGGGGCGAACCCCACGGAGCCCGUGCGCGUGGUCACCGUAUGCGCCCCGCUCGGCUGCCCCUGCGGUGGCACCCACGUGCAGAACACCGGCGAGAUCGGCCGCAUCGCCAUCCCCAAGAUGUCCGCCAAGAAGGGCGUCGUGCGCAUCAGCUACACCCUCCUCGCCCAGGCCUAA